Talaromyces rugulosus is the source of this 1932-nucleotide messenger RNA. RefSeq lists its product as uncharacterized. The transcript has a single exon. NCBI's taxonomy places the organism in Eukaryota, Fungi, Ascomycota, Eurotiomycetes, Eurotiales, Trichocomaceae. The record is from RefSeq and is a predicted model, not a curated record. The coding region runs from base 1 to 1932 and encodes 643 amino acids.
AUGCUACUGGAAGGCAUCCAGGGCUUCGCUAUGGCCCCUGGACUCCCCAAUAUCGACAACCACCCCCUAGACCCAGGGGGGCAGGCGCUAGGUCUGGUGAACCCCGUAGGGGCCUAUAUAGGCACCCCAGCGGGGACAGCACCACCAGCGCCCCCCGAGGCAAGUGCAACAGUCCCUCAGAGCGAGGGCUUCUUGCCUAGCCUGGAAAUCAACCCUAGGGAGUUGUUUCCCCCCCUAAGCAGCGUGCCAGGCUCCCAGGAAGCACCUAAAACUCUAGGGAAGAGACUACAGGAACACAGCCCUGACGGGGCAGAAAGAGCCCCCAUGAAGGCCCUAAUCGGCCCAGCCUACAAGGACAUGGAACAGGCCUUAUUAGGCCACUUUGCAAGCAGCAAUAGCGCGCUGCACGCGGAGAUGGCCGCUAUGAAGGCCUAUAUGACCUCUCUGGUAGAGGCUAUGGAGCAGCGCCUCACAGGCCAAUUGGGCGCUCUAGAGCGCCGUUUCUCAACCCUAGAAGCUCAACAGGCCUCCCCGAACGCCCCAAACCACCCGCUAAAGCCCCUAUCGUCAGGGGGCGACCGCCAGGGCCCACGACAGCCUCUGCCAUCCCAGGGGACGACGUUUGCAGAGGUCGCCCAUGGCCCCCAAGCUAACCCGAAUAGGGCCGCUAAGCCCAUAGAGCCACGCAGAGCCUCACCCCCGAUAUCAAAACCACCCCCUGGGGUGAAGCCCGCAGCAGGCCCCCAGUGGGCCGAUAUAGCGGCCAGCAAUGCCCAGGAGUGGCAAAUCGUUACAAAAAAACGGGCUUACUCCCCGAACCAGCCCCCAAAAGUCCAAAUGGACCCAGGGAGCCUGAAGCCUAUUCGCGGAAGCAACAAGGGAGACCGCAGGCUUAUAUUUAGGCGUGAAAAUGGCCGCACCGCCCCUAGAAAGUCUAAAGCCGAUGUCAUCUUGCAGCUUAACCGCUGCCUAGCCCAGGCAGGCUUCCCGAACUUCGCCAGGGUAAUAGACGCCAAUUACACCGAAUCAGGGGCUAUCUCAGCCCUAUUGGACCAAGGAAGCACCGUAGGCUCGCUAUUACCAGCCUAUAAGGACCUAUUAGUGGCUGCCUGCCACCGGGUCGACCCCGCAGUCAUCUCAGUGGAAGCAGACCAACAGUGGCACAAGAUUAAGGUGCAUGCGGUGCCGGUAGCCCGCUAUAGCGCCUCAGGGCUAGGCCUAGCCAGGGAAGAAAUUGAAUUAGGGGGCACAUGCACCCUAAUGAGAAACCCUACCUGGAUCAAGCCGAUAGCGGCUAUCCAGACUAAUAAGCAGCGUUUCUCUACUAUCGUUAUAACAGUAGGAGGCCUAGAUGACGCCCGCAGGCUACUCGCCCGGGGCGUACGCUUCGGGGGCAACAGGCACCCUACCAGCCCCUAUCACGAAGUGGGUAAAGACACCGUUUGCACCCGAUGCUGCGGCAUUGGCCACCGAACUUAUAGAGGCUGCGGCACCCGACCACCACUCUGCACCGUGUGUGCUGGCGCCCAUGAAGCCCAAGAGCACACCUGCAACGUGCUAGACUGCAGGGCCCAAACAGGCCACCCAUGCCUGCAUGCACCCACUAAAUGCGGCAACUGUGGGGGGAAGCACCAGGCUGAUUCCCCGGGGUGCCCCAAGCUUCGGGAGGCCCGCCGGCGACUCCAUAAGCGCUUCCCUGGCGUAGAGGUCGUUAUGCCCCCUCCCCCCCCUGAAUGGACCGAAUGGGAAGGCGUUGCUGAGGAGGCUUCUCCCCCAACCACUACCCAGGACGCCCCCCAAGCCCCAAAGCUUAGGGAGGUCGAUGACGCUAUGGAAGAUGCCCCAGGGACAUCACCCCUACCGUACUCAUCCCCGUGUCCAACACCAACGCCUGGAGCUGCAGCCCCUAUUAAUGUUGAUUAUUCAACAUAA